This is a messenger RNA of Aspergillus welwitschiae, 286 nucleotides long. RefSeq lists its product as uncharacterized. The coding region runs from base 11 to 223 and encodes 70 amino acids. The record is from RefSeq and is a predicted model, not a curated record. NCBI's taxonomy places the organism in Eukaryota, Fungi, Ascomycota, Eurotiomycetes, Eurotiales, Aspergillaceae. The transcript has a single exon.
CCGAGCAGUUAUGACCCGAACUAGUUCCACUCCUAACCACCUAUUUACUGCACAUACGACAGUAGAGUACAGAGUAGUCGUCACCUACUGUACAUUCAGGAGAGUGUCAAUGCAGAAUGCAGCUUGCAGACGGAGACAUCGUCACACUUCCAGUGCACUGAUCUCCACUUUUGCGGAUCUCCUGCAUGUGAUGACUGGCGAUGUGAUUGGGUUUGAGACCUGAACCGUGGUAGAAAAGUGAGACUCCCGUCUGCACUGUAUAGCCUUAGGGGGGCCAUGGCAAUGG